GACUCGCGGGCUGCAAGUCUCGAGGUCGACCGUCAAGGCACCAUGUCCACAGCGAUUCUUUCCAUCUUGUCCUCGUUUGUCGAUGUCGCAAUCUCGACGCGCCCGGACGAGCUUGCAAUGGUAACAGUACUGUAAUCAAUUUGCGUAGCAGGAGUCAUUGGUCCGCAUCAUCUUGUCAACGUCUUGUCUCCUCCUUCUUUUUAAUUAUGACACAAUGACCCCUUCCGGCGAAGCAACCAGCGUAAUGGUGACAGGCGAUGGGGGCUCGUUGGAUGCGCGUCCCGAGACUGUUCAUGCCACUUUGUCGAUUGCGUGCAAUUUGAUGAUGUGAUUCCAGUCCAUCAGCGCAGAAGCUUGUUAAGUAUACACAAGAAGUCAAGCGCGGAUUGCUUACCAAGAAGCCCCGCGCUUCACAGGGAGGAGCAGAAAGCUGGGAGCCGGAGAUCGAGGUCCAGAAACAUCAUAAGAUGAGUUUGUUUGCCUACUGGGACUCUCUGGAGGGCGGACGGGAGGGGGCCAUGGUAGAUCGAGAGUUAAGGCACGUAUUCGAGAUCCUAUCUCACACAAGAGGGCUCGGUAGCAGGAUCUACUUAGAAGUCAUCUGGGUUGAAUCUCCCAAAUCUUCGUGUGAGCCCGAAGCGACUAUACGGGACGCUGAUAACGACAUUCUGGAAGGGUAUUGGAAAUCUCAGGGCGGCCGUAAGAAAGCAUUGAGGGCAUUGCGAGGCUCGUCAGGCCCGAAGGGUUCGCUGGCAACAUGACCCGACUAACCGAUGGCCGUUGUAAGAUAAGGGACCACACCGCCAUAGAGAAAAAUGCCUCGAGUCGGAAUAGUUGAAGAGAUCAAGACGCCGGAACCGGCUGAAGUGCAGCGCCUUGUGGAGGUGCCGGGUUUUCGUGUUAACUUUCAUACCAUAGUGUUGUCC
This is a messenger RNA of Colletotrichum godetiae, 926 nucleotides long. RefSeq lists its product as uncharacterized. The coding region runs from base 468 to 761 and encodes 97 amino acids. Lineage: Eukaryota; Fungi; Ascomycota; Sordariomycetes; Glomerellales; Glomerellaceae. The record is from RefSeq and is a predicted model, not a curated record. The transcript has a single exon.